AGAAAACUGGUGCGCUAGUUUAGCUAGCCAACCAGAAAAUAACAAAUCACUUUAAUCUGACGCAGUAUUAUAGUUUUGAGAAGCCCCGUCCCCAACCCAUGCGCAUUACUUUUGCAGGAUUAGCCCUUCGGAUUAGAGAAUGACUGUCUCCGGUGUCAUGCUGAGAUUAUGGGAUGUGUUGUAAACAAGACAAGGAGCUCAUUCACAGCUUGUAUAGCUAACCUGGCUAACUGGCUAGCUGACAGUUAGGGAGACUAUAAGAACAAAUGAAAUACAAACUAGUUACGGGAUCACUGUCCAUAGUACGACCAUGAGUUCUAACGCCGAACGAAAAUUUAUUAAUCUACGCAAACGUCUGGAUCAGUUGGGGUACAGGCAACCUUUAAGCAUUGAAUCAUUGCCGUUGGUCGAAAAACUUUUUAGUGAUCUCGUACACACAACUGAAAGCUUAAGGAAUGCCAAGCUCUUAGCUGGGAAGACCGAGAAGGAGAGUCGGAAUCUCGAUGCUCUGCUGGAGCCCUAUAAAACAGAGAACGCCCGGCUGGUCCGAGAGAAUAAUGAGCUACACUUGGGGUUUCUCAAACUGAGGGAGGACAAGGAUCGAACCACUCGAGAGCUGAAGGCUUACAUCAGGAAAUUGGACCAUGAGACCUCAGAUCUGAAGUUCCUCAACAAUCAGUACGUACAUAAGGUGCGUGCCUUGGAGAAAGAUGGCAAAGCCAAAACAGAACGCAUCCAGCAACUCCAGGAAAAGAACAUGCAAGCUGUAGUGCAGACACCAGGGGGGAAAAAGAGGCCAAUUCCUUUCAGACGCCAACGUAUGCAGAUAGAUGAGCUCCUCCCCCCGUCUCAUGGCCCCGCCCCUCCUGCUGUGUCACAGCCUGAUGACCCAUACAUUGCUGACUUACUGCAGGUAGCGGAUGACAGGAUCCAGGAGCUGCAGCAAGAGGUGACUGCACUGAAGCUGGAUCUAGAGAGAGCUCAGGGAGGACUCAAACACCUUAACACACAGGUGGACGAACGAGACAAGGAGAUUGAGCGUCUGAAUCGGGCUCUGGAUGGAGGCCGACCAUAUGAUGUCAUCUCUCUGGAGGCUCAGAACAUCAGCAGUGAAAAACUUAUUGCGCAUUUGAACUUGCAGGUUGAGUACCUCCAGGAGACGAACAGGACCCUGGAGCAGAGGGUGGAGGAGCUGCAGCAGAGGAGGAAAACGGUCACAAGCGAGGUGACAGACCUGAGUGUCAGGAACCAGGAAUUGUGCCACGAACUCACCCAGAUAGACCAGCUCGCCCAGCAGCUGGAAAGAGACAAACAGAUGGUGCUGGAGACUGCUGACAUGGAACUGCAGGAGGCGAAGAACGAGAUCCAGAGGUUGCACAGGCAAACGGAGGACCUGGAGAAGGUGGUCUCUACACUGAGACGGGACAUGGCUGAUGGUGAUUAUGAGAAGAACCACUUGAGGGACCAGCUGGCAGAAGUGCAGGAGCAGAGUGAGAAGAUGGAGGGAUUGAUACAUUUCCUAGAGGAUGAGAAGAGACGACUGGAGGACAAAGUAGAAAGAAUGACGCAAGCUGAUAAGGAAAUGAUUCUGGAAUUGGAGCGCAUGCGUGUGAGACAUGGCAUGUGCAGUAAAGAGCGCUCUCCAUCUCGCCUGGAUGCCUUUGUGAAGAGUUUGGAGGAGGAGAGAGAUCAUUACAAACAGGAGGUGGAGAGAUACCGCAUGGCAAGGGGCGGGGCAGACAAGGGUCCCGCCCCCAGUCCGUCCAGGGGAAGGAGUCCAAGAGGGCGAAGGAGCUGGUCUGCUAGGGGGUGCAGUGGGGACAUGGAGCUGGCCCAUGCUGUGAGGGGGAGGGAGGAGCUGCAGGCCGCACUGCUAGGCCUCGAGAAACACAUGGAGGACAUCCAGGCUAAAGUCAAACUGCUGACUGCUGAACGGGACCAGCUCAGCAGUCAGUAUCAGCAGGCUCAGGAGGAGCUGAAGAGUGUUCAGAGGGAGUUGGUGUUUUCUUCUGAGCUGCAGCAAACAAUGAGAGAGGAGAGAGAACAGGCAAAUGCUGAACUCCUCCAAGUUACAACAGAAAGAGACUCUCUCCAUGAAAGACUCAAGGUGACUCAGACUUCAGCUCUGACAGACAGAGAGCCGGAGGAUAUGAGAAUCCUGGAUCUCGAGAACACUGUUCAAAUGCUGGAGAGGGAGAAGGCAGACCUGCGCACUCAGGUGGCGGUUCUGAGUGAGAGCCGUGUAGCUGUAGAGCAGGAGCUUAAGACCCGCGCAGCAGCCAUGUUACAGAGUGCAGAGGAGACCGCCCAGCAGAGGGCAGAGAGCAAUGCACUCAGGCUACUGCAGGAGCAGAUGGAGAAGUCCCUUUCCGACAUUCAGCACAGAUUGUCUGUAAAGACCAGCGAACUACAGGCUGCUCACCAACAAAUAGACAAACUAGAGGAGAAAAUUGCUGACCUGAGUAGGCAUGACUUCUCUCAGAAGGAUGAGGUAGCAGUGCUUCAGAAGGCCAUAGCGUCUUUGGAUCAAGAGAAGGACGCUCUGCAGGACGCCGUGGACCAGAAGGCUGAGAGCAUGGUCCUGCUUCAGGACCAGCUGCGCAAGAAGGAAACGACUCUUACAGAGGUCAGACUCGCCAUCAAAGAAAUGGAGACUUCUCUAGAUCAGUUGAAGGGAACGCUGAGCAGUCGUGAUCGGGAGAUUGCUAGCUUGCGCAGACAGCUGGACCAAUCACAAGAAGAGCUCUCAUCAGUGAGCCGGGACAGGGAGAUUGCACUCAGAGAGAACAGACGACUACAGGACGACCUGGCCACCAUGACCAGAGAAAACCAGACUGUGCAUGCCGAGAUGGAAGCGGCUCUGAGUGAGAGAGACGAGCUGAAGAUGAGGGUUCACUCCUACAUCUGUGAGGUGGCCAGGUUUGAGAACAUGAUGGCAGCUAAGGAGCAGGAGAACAGGGAGAUGCUGGAGCGCUUCCGCACGGCGCACUCGCAGGCCGAGGCGCAGGAACUGAAGCUGCAGCAGGCCGAGGGCCUCAACACCUCCAUCCGGCUGGAGCUGCUCUCUUCCGACACGGAGCGCCGGCACCUCCGUGAGAGGGUCUCCCUGCAGGACCAGGAGAUCCAGGAGCACAUGAAUGCGGUGCAGGCGUAUGAGGCCCAGGUGUCUGCGCUGGCACGGGCGAUGUCUCGGCUGGAGGAGGAGUUGCGGUCCGCGCGGGCGGAGAAAACCUCGGUGCUGGCUGACCUCGCCUCUGUACGGGAGCUGUGUGUCAAGCUGGACUCCAGCAAAGAGAUGACUACGCGGCAGCUUACUGCCAAGAGCAUGGAGCUUGAGAGGGUGACAGGUGAGCUGGAGGACACGCGCUCCGAGGCUGAGCUCCUGAAGAAGCAGCUGGCCAGCGAGAAGGUGGCGGUGCGCAACCUGGAGACCCUGCUCUCCUCCAACCGGCAGAAGGAGUUCCACAACCACCUCACCGCCAGCGAGAGGGAGGCGGAGCUGAAGGUGCUCAAAGACCGCCUGGCCCUUGCUGACGGCAAAACGGCAAGCCACACCAGAGAGGUUUCUCAGCUGCGUGGGAAAGUCUCUCAGCUGCAGACAGAGAUGGACGUAUUGAAGAGACAGCUGACAACGGAACGCUUUGAGAGGGAGAGAGCCGUUCAGGAGAUGCGGAGACAGGGUGUGUCCUUCACCUCACUGCAUAGCUCCUCCCCCCUCAGUACUUCUCUCAGUCCCCGCCCCCUCUCCCCUGAACGUUCCGGUUUGCGCACACCAGAAAGCUCUACAGAAAAAUCCCAAGAAAAAAGUGUGAGCUUUAAGGACUGAAGAGGAAGCGACGCAUGCAGGACCCGUGCCCUGGGAACGCCUGCGUCGGUUGUCUCUUCUGAAAGUUACGUGCAAAUGAAUAUU
Electrophorus electricus (electric eel) is the source of this 3910-nucleotide messenger RNA. Lineage: Eukaryota; Metazoa; Chordata; Actinopteri; Gymnotiformes; Gymnotidae. The record is from RefSeq and is a predicted model, not a curated record.